Molecule: messenger RNA, 1784 nt
Organism: Frankliniella occidentalis (western flower thrips)
Lineage: Eukaryota; Metazoa; Arthropoda; Insecta; Thysanoptera; Thripidae
Exons: 6
Coding region: 280-1650 (456 amino acids)
Source: RefSeq, a predicted model, not a curated record
GUGUUAUUUGCAGGAAGAUCGUGUUUGUAGUCACGUAGCAGACAACAGUUAUGGAAAGAAAAGUCAACAAUAACACAAAUGAUGCCCAGCUGUCAUCUUUGUAGUGUUUUUUUGAUCUUCUCGUAUUGAUAUCGUCGAAAUUCCAAGUACUUAUUCUGCUGCCAUUCACCACCUUAAAAUGGCUUUUGCUUACAUUUACAUAGGCUAGGGUAGGGACGAACGAACAAGUUGCAUGCGAUCUUAUGUGAUCCAUUUGCCAACAAAGUCCAUACUUUCACUAUGGUUGAGGCCGCUCCUGCUUCUGCUGGCAAUUUAGAAUACGCUUCGAGAAUGAAUUUCAUUUACCAAGAAGUUCCUCGGGGUUACCAAGGUCCAGCAAACCGUUUAAGAUCCCUCCCUCAUCCUCCCAAGAAAGCCUAUGUACGAUUUCUAAACACAUCAAAUGUUCCAGUAAUGGUUAAAUGGAUAGAUUUUGAUGGAACUCCAAAGAUCUACAGAAUUAUUGGUCCAAAUCAAUAUUUUGACUGUGAUACAUUUGUGGACCACGCUUGGGUUUUCUCAGAUUUAAGCACCGGCGACCCACUGUGUGUUGAAAAAAACGAAAUCUUUUGGCCCAGAGCUUAUAUUGUCUCUGAAAAUGGAGUCCUUGUGCCAAAACGUUAUGUUGUGAAAAUUCACAAACCCGUACUUACUCUACUGACCUUAGCUGCUCGAUUAACACGAGACAAGCUGCUUGAUUUAACAGAACCAUUUUUCCUUGAGGUCCCUGCUCACUUACAGACUUUGCUGGUGAAGUUAAAGCUAGAUGUUUGGGAAGCAGCACCUGAUGGCCGGCCAAAUUCUCCAUCUCUUGUGCCAGAUUACCCAUCAGAUGUCAUUUUGAAGAGUGAUUAUGAAGACUUCCAGAGCAACAUUAUUUAUAUUAGUUACAGACUUUCUAUGCAUGCCAAGAAACUCUUGUCUUUGGCAAGAAGUAAGACUAGUGGAGAGAGAGGCUACAUUCUCACUAAAACCCUUGAGCAACUUAUUAGUGCUCUUGGCUAUGAGUUUGAUUAUUACGACCAACCAGAAAAGUAUACAAGAAAAAUUGCACCAAUUAUUUGGAAACAGAUGAUAUUUGUGAGAGUUUAUGUUGAUCUUCUGCAGAAAUUCUGUGCACCAGUGAACACUAGGCCAGAUGAAAAUACUUAUUCUAAUUAUAAUAGUUUGAGGGAGGCAACAGAAAGACGUUAUGCUUGUAUGGUUGAAGAGCAUAAAACCACUGUUCAGCGUUACCUCUGGGAACAACUAUGUCUCCUCCUUGGUAAAUCAGAAUUUGAAAGAUCUGAUAAAGUUAAUGAUACAGCAUAUCAUAUUCCUGAAUUACUCCCAUUAACUGAGAGAAAAGAAUGGGAGUGGAUAAGUGUGCGACAGAAACAACUUAAAAACGUAUCCGUUAAAGAGGAUACAUAUGAAUACAAUUUGAGCCUAGCAGAACAUCUGUCAAAUAUGUCAACUAAACUUGAAAAUAUAUUUCAGGUGCUGUGCUGUUUCCAUUACCAUCUCACUGGUCAUCACUUGACUGAAGAAAAUCCUGACGAAGAUGAAAAUAAUGUAUCUGAGGCAAAUAGAAGAGAACAAAAAAAUGGGGAUGGUGAAAGUACCGUAUGAGAAUAGGCUGGAAUUUUAAAGAAAGGCAUAGGAAUCAAACACUCAAUUGUAUGAACUGCUUCUCUUGUUUCAACAGCUGGACCCUUUUUUUUCAUUAAUCAAGUUACUGCAAUGAAAUAUCUGAUUGAAUCUUA